ACACACACUCGUCAUUUAAACCCAAGCGGGAAAGCAGAAUGAACAUUGGGCUGUCGUGAAAUCUCCAGUGAAGGUCCACGUCCCGUUUGUAUUUUAUUGGUGAAAAUUAGGACAACAUGGUGAGGACGAAGGCAGACAGUGUCCCCGGAACUUACAGAAAAGCUGUGGCUGCAUCUGCACCCAGGAAGUCAUUGGGUGCCUCGAGUUCUGCUAAUGCAUUAAGCAGCUCUCAAGCAGGCACACCUGCAAAGAGUAAAUUUGCUGGUGGUAAUCCUGUGUGUCCUCGGCCCACCCCAACUUGGCAGAAGGGAAUUGGAGAUUUCUUUGGUGGGCCCAGCASGAAGCCUGACAAAGAGAACCACCUCCCCCAGUCAGAUGAUGAAGAGGCCGGAGUCAGUGGAGUGUCCAAGUCAUCCAGGAAUUCCAGACCACUGCCUGCUGAGGAUGCUGAGGGUGAAUGAGCUUAGCCAAUGGUGCCCCACUUGAAAAGCCAUUGCCUCUAAUACUUGAAUGGGUUGGGUAUAUCUUUGUAUAUAAUUAUUGAUUAAUUCAUGUUUUUGUACAGAUGUUUAAUAAACUUUUUUAUUAAGCUUGAUUCCAUAACGUUGUCACAACCUGGGUGAUAUUUGAUAGUCAACUCUUGUUUGAGGCCCACAUCAAGUGUGACCUUGGUCUUAAUUUAUAAUUCUACUGAACAUUGACGGGUUAUGACCUAUGCUAUCACAACCUGCAGCUGAGCGACUUAUCCACGCCUUUAUCUCAUCCUGUUUGGACUAUUGUAACGCCCUGUUGGCGCAUUUGCCAAAAUCCCAGUUCACACCUACCAAGGUAUCCACAACUCUGGACCCAAGUACCUGUCUGACCGCAUCCUACCCCACACAUGCCCUUUGCUCCUCCAGCUCCCUUCAACAGACUAAACUAUGGGUGACACGGCUUUCAGUUGUGUGGCUCCUCUGCUGUGGAGCGCACUGCCAGGCCUGCAGAGACUAUGGCCUCGUAUAAGGCACAACUACAGGCUGCUGUUCAGAAAAGUAUAAGGAUGUGUUAAUUCUGUUCUGUCAAUUGGCUCUGACACCUGUAUAUAACCUUGAUGUCUGCAUACUAUGUUCUGUGUUGGAUUGUUUUAAUUUUCUUUGGUGCCUUGGGUGAGAAAAGCACUUACAUUAAAUUAUUAUUCUAUU
Salvelinus sp. IW2-2015 is the source of this 1181-nucleotide messenger RNA. RefSeq names its product PCNA-associated factor-like. Gene Ontology annotation, cellular component: nucleus. The record is from RefSeq and is a predicted model, not a curated record. Gene Ontology annotation, biological process: regulation of cell cycle; translesion synthesis. Gene Ontology annotation, molecular function: chromatin binding. NCBI's taxonomy places the organism in Eukaryota, Metazoa, Chordata, Actinopteri, Salmoniformes, Salmonidae.